AUCACUGGGACUCAAGUGAAACGCUUUUCACUCUAUGAUAACUGUGUGGCAAACAACCUAUCGGUUGACGGCAUAACGCAGGACCUGGAUUACGAAAUUGAUAAUCUGACCUGUCUCAACCUCAACUGCGCCCCACACUAUUUGCCGUACAGAAUAUACCUCAAGAAUGAGGUCAACCCUAUCCUCACUAUAUGUGAGGUCAGACUCGUUAAAGUCCUCUAUCCGGAAGGAUGUCAGGUAACCGUUAGGUUAGGGAAAGUGAUCACAGGUUAUCAACCGGUGAUUGGUAUGUAUUUCGCUGAAUCGCAAAUCAUAUCGAAAUCCACUUUCGCUGAGUGCGAGGAAAUAGAUGGACUCAAACAGACCUCUGGUCUUCAAAUGUUGGCCUUUGGAGACUAUAUUAACCAAACGUGUCUGUCAUCGGAAAUCAACCCUGAUACUGUGCCUUAUUUAAUCGGUGAUCGCAAAGUGUUUUGUUUAGGAGAUCAGACCACUAAAUAUAACAAAUCGCUUACUUAUCCGCAUUCAUUUGCGACUACUGUCCACAAGACGGAAGACUUGGAUUACUGUAUGUGUCUCUUCAAUGGCAGCUCAGCCCUCAAAUCAAUUUCUCUGAACGUCGAGUACAUGAAGCUAUUGAGUUGUGAUUCAGACUUUGUUGAAGUGCCGGAUAUACUGAAUUACACCGCCGUUACCGCUGAUGGAGCCCACACUCUCAGCAUAUCCGUCCAAAUUAUAUACCAGAAUAGGAUCACUAUGUUUGGUCUCAAUGUCUUACUAUAUAUGGGACGUGUCAUUGGUGGCAGAGAAUUCAAUAACCAGUACUUGAUUUCUGUGUCCAUAUUCACACCGACAGAAAGGAUCAAAUGUCUCACAGAACCACAUCUCGACUCAAUCGACGGCUCCACUAAACUUUGUAAAGACUAUGUGUCUGAAAAGUUAUUCAAUGCCAUGAAAUACGAUAUAAUCCCAAUUGUCUUCGGUUCGGCCAACUAUACGGCAAUACUGCCCCCAAACUCAUACAUCAAUGCCUUGCAAUUCCCAACGAUGACAACACUCGCCGAUCAUCUGAUCGAAGUGGCCAUUGAUAAGGAUCGAUACGAUUCUUACUUUCACUGGAAGAAUGAUUAUUGUGUUCAAGAUCUCUGUAAAGACUAUGUGACUGAAAAGUUAUUCAAUGCCAUGAAAUACGAUAUAAUCCCAAUUGUCUUCGGUUCGGCCAACUAUACGGCAAUACUGCCCCCAAACUCAUACAUCAAUGCCUUGCAAUUCCCAACGAUAACAACACUCGCCGAUCAUCUGAUCGAAGUGGCCAUUGAUAAGGAACGAUACGAUUCCUACUUUCACUGGAAGAAUGAUUAUUGUGUUCAAGAUGUAAGUACAUCGGCACCCGAAUCGAGAUGUGCAUACCUGGUCCUAUUAAUGGCCAUAUAUUGGGCUACAGAGCCCAUACCACUGCCCAUAACGGCACUGUUACCUGUUCUUUUGCUACCUCUGCUGGGACUGACGUCCACUGAGGAGGCCUGUGCCCCCUUUCUUAAGAGCAGUAAUAUGCUAUUCCUUGGGUGUCUGGCACUGGCACUGGCCGUCGAGAAGUCUAAUCUUCAUCAGAGAAUAGCACUGAAAGUAUUACUCAAAAUCGGCACUCAGUUUGAAUGGCUUUUGUUGGGCUUUAUGUUGACGACAAUGAUGCUAUCCAUGUGGAUCGUCACCACAGCCACCGUAGCCAUGAUGUUGCCCAUAGCCGAUGAAAUACUGGCCCAUCUGUUCCCCGACAACAACCAGAACGACGACCACAAGGAUCUGCUCAAGGAUUGCAGUAAAACUCAAUUAUCGACAGUCGUUACCAUUGAUGAAGAGAUCGAUGCCGUGAAACGCAACCGAUUGAGUAAACUAUUGUAUCUGAGUAUCGCCUACUCAGCCACUAUGGGCGGCGUCAGUACUCUCACCGCCAACGGACCUAAUCUUAUCAUGAAAUUCAUACUCGAAGAGCUGUAUGAUAGUCGUGAUCCUAUAGACUACGCGAGCUGGCUCAUAUUCGCCGCACCCGUCUCCAUCAUAAUUACACUGGUGUGCUGGCUAAUCUAUAAAAUAUUAUUUAUAAGGAACAUAUCGGUGCCCAAAGAGAAACGUCUGCUUUUACGGAAUAUAAUUAGGAAAAAGUAUGAGAAAUUGGGUCCAAUCACUUUCCACGAGUUUGCAGUAUUGGCUGUAUUUGUGACAAUGAUUUUGUUGUACUUCACUCACGACCCGCAGUUCAUGACCGGUUGGUCCCGACUUUUAUCCAUAAACAACAUUAAACCUAAACCUGCCGGCGCUGCCAUAUUCUGCACAAUGCUAUUGUUUAUAAUCCCUGCCCGUCCUUUCGGUCCAUACCCUUCCGGUGCUUUGUUGGACUGGAAGACAGUGCAGACAAAGCUCGAGUGGGGGGUUAUUAUCCUUAGAGGCGGCGGCUCCUUACCCAUCAGUGCCCUCAUUGUGUUGUUGUCCAUCAUAUCGACAUCACUGAUAGAAGUGAUGCGAACGUCAGCGACGGCCACAAUACUCAUACCAGUGGCCGCACAGUUAGCCCAAGACAUACACAUCAACCCAUUGGUUCUGGUCAUACCAAUCGCCACUUCCUGUGCCUAU
Molecule: messenger RNA, 2631 nt
Organism: Oppiella nova
Lineage: Eukaryota; Metazoa; Arthropoda; Arachnida; Sarcoptiformes; Oppiidae
Source: the annotation of a GenBank genome assembly